Anoplopoma fimbria (sablefish) is the source of this 2243-nucleotide messenger RNA. Its product is annotated as protein Dok-7-like. Gene Ontology annotation, molecular function: protein kinase binding. NCBI's taxonomy places the organism in Eukaryota, Metazoa, Chordata, Actinopteri, Perciformes, Anoplopomatidae. The record is from RefSeq and is a predicted model, not a curated record. Gene Ontology annotation, biological process: neuromuscular junction development; positive regulation of protein tyrosine kinase activity.
CGGAACCAUGACAGAAGAUGACGGAUACAGUUGUCGCGGAGGGACAAGUCAAGUUUAGAGAUGGAAAAAAGUGGAAGACUCGGUGUGUCGUCCUUCGGAAGCCUUCUCCGGUCGCAGACUGUCUGUCUCUGCUGGUGUACAAGGAGAAGAAGAAAGGGAAGGAGAAGGGCAGCGGCCACAAGGAGAGGCUCAAUGUAACGCUGGAGGGGAUCUGUGGCGUGGAGCCUGGGCCUGGGUACGACGGGGUAGCCUACACCCUCUCCAUCCUCUGUCUGGCACAGACGCUGGUCCUGGGCUUCAACAACCGUGAAGCCCUGCUGGCCUGGGAUGCUCGUGUCCGCUACAGCCUGGGAGAAGUCCACAGGUUUACUGUCAACGUUGAGCCAGGUACCAAACUAGAAAGCGGCCCCGCCUCCCUCCACCUGUGCAACGACCUAUUGGUCCUUACCAGAGGUGUCCCGCCUGUCGUCAUUGGCCACUGGAAGUUGUCUGCAUUGCGUCGAUAUGGUGCAGUGCCAAAUGGCUUCGUGUGAGGGGGGACUCGCUGCGGAUUCUGGGCUGGUGUUUUCUUCUUGUCCUGUUCAGAAGGAGAGCAGAUCAGUUUCCUGUUUGACUGCAUUGUCAGGGGCAUCACCUCAAGCAGGACGCCUCAUGGCCUGCGACCUGCCCUGCCAGAUCUAAAUGCUGAUCAAGUGUCAGCAGAGGAACGAAUCAACCAAGAGGCGUCACAGCUGGAGAAGAGACUCAGCAUGUUGUCUCAAAGCAGCCUAGCCAGCAGCACAGCCUCCACUUACAGCUGUAGCACAUCUGUUGCCGGGGACGACCAAAGCAGCAUCUCCAGCUCCUCCUCCAGUCAAUCGGAUGCAAGCUAUGGAAGCAGACUUCCAUUUUGGGUGGAGCCGUUAGCUAGACUGCACCUCUCCAACGAGAUGGCCUCUAGCUCCUCCGCAGUGAAGGCUUUGAACAGUUCAGACGAGCGGCUUUAUGCUGCCGUGAUGGGAAGCUCGGGGAAUCGUCCAUCCUCCGCCCAGCUGCAUCCUCGUGGUCUCCAUGACAGCGGGCGGCAGAGCUCAUUAGACAGUGGGAUUGGGAUAGCGACAGGCAGUCAGUCAUCUUACUCUGGGAGCUUCUCCUCAUGUACUGGGAGUCUGGACAUAGCCAGCCAGGGAGGGGAGGCGGAGUUUGGCUCUGUGACCAGCCUACCUGCUCCUCCUCCUUCUUCACCUCCCGCUGUUCCUACCCCCACUCCUCCUCCUCCUUUUCAGUCCACACUUACCCCAGAGCCCAGAUCUGAUACCUCCUCCCCUUGCCCUUGUGUCUCCAGAUCUUGCUCUCGUGCGUCCGAGAGUCACAGUGGAGAGUAUCAAAUCCCCAGCCUGCUAACACUGCGGUAUGACACCCCUAGGAGUCUGCUCAAGACCCUGUCCCUGGGGGAACCAUCCAUCCAUGGAGGCCCCCCUGAGCUGGGCAGGUACAGCAGGUGCAGUGGGGAUGAAUGGGGUAGUCAGGGACAAAGGUUGAGCAACAUCCCCACAGGACCCGGGGCUCAGGGUCAGGCCAUGAUGCAGCGCUCGCACUCCUGGGGCAGUGAAAGGGCGCCCCCUGUGGACAGUGAGGGGAGGUCCACACCUAGAGCCCUUCUAGUCCCUGGAGGCCUAGUUUGUGGAGAAACACAGUGCAGUCACGGUUUGGACAACUACAUUACACCAGAGCAGUGGCGGUCAGCGAGGAACAGAUGCUUGGUUCAGGUUGCCACCUCUCCAUCAGGCCUGUCACCUUCUGCAGAUACACAAGAUCCUUCUCUCUGUGUGAGAGAGGAGCAGAAUGGAGCUGGCUACAGGUUAGCAGAUGUAAAGAGGUCAGUGCCCUCUCUGCCACCUCUGCCUCUUGCUCUGAGCAUGCAUCGGCCAACAACAGCUUGUGGUAUUUUCCAGUCUGCCCAUGAAGCUCCUCCGUGUGUAGCCCUGGACACUCGGCUCCAUAGGGACAGCCAUGUUAAUUAUGUUAACAUCCCCAGAGGGGCCCUACCAGCUACAACUCACGGAGAACUCCUCUACACAGAGCUGGACCUGCGAGAGCCCAUCUCAGCUCCAGUCUCCAGUCUGUACAGUGCUGUCAGAGAAGAAGGCUCCGUCAAGUACGCCCACCUCGACAUCACUGCCAUGGAAACAGCUCAGAGAGUGGGGAGGGAGCAUGUUCAGGGCCGAGAGGACAGACUGACUCAGCUGGAGAGCAGGCGGUGA